Messenger RNA from Scatophagus argus, 1428 nucleotides. It is a transcript of the gene itpkca, whose product is annotated as inositol-trisphosphate 3-kinase Ca. The transcript is spliced from 6 exons. Gene Ontology annotation, molecular function: inositol tetrakisphosphate kinase activity; inositol-1,4,5-trisphosphate 3-kinase activity. Gene Ontology annotation, cellular component: cytoplasm; nucleus. Bases 124 to 1029 code for a protein of 301 amino acids. Gene Ontology annotation, biological process: inositol phosphate biosynthetic process. The record is from RefSeq and is a predicted model, not a curated record. NCBI's taxonomy places the organism in Eukaryota, Metazoa, Chordata, Actinopteri, Scatophagidae.
UCUGAAGUCUAAGGUCUGUGUUGCCUGUCUGUAAAAUCGCAGAAAACCACAGACAGCAGAGGAGCGCGACCUGGAAUGUGUGUGUGCUAAAUAAUGACUGACUGAGAUUUUUUUGGUCUUCCAAUGCAGAACUCUGCAUGGAAGAAACACAGAAGUUGUGGGACUUCAUAUCUCCUUCCUAUGACUCCCAAGAACCCUCAGCAGUGGCUGCAAGUGGUCGGACAUGCAGGGAGCUUUCGUGUUGGGGACCGCGGUACACUGCUGAAGAGGUUUUGUGAGGGGGAGCGACAAUGCUACCUCAGGCUGAUGGAGGACGGUCUGAGGCCCUUUGUUCCAGCCUACCACGGUGUGGUGCGGCAGGACGAGCAGGAUUACAACGUGAUGGAUAACUUGCUGACCAAUUUCAGCACACCUGCUGUCAUGGACUGCAAGAUGGGCAGUCGCACAUACCUCGAGGAGGAGCUGCUGAUGGCCCUGGAACGACCCCAGCCUCGCAGCGACAUGUAUGAGAAGAUGGUGGCUGUGGACCCAGAGGCCCCAACAGUCCAGGAACGAGCCCAGCAGGCAGUGCUGAAAACCAGAUACAUGCAGUGGAGGGAGACGCUGAGCUCCACAGCAACUCUGGGUUUCCGUAUCGAAGGAUUCAGGAAGGCAAAUGAAGAAUGUCACACAAAUUUUAAAAGGACCAAAAGCAAAGAUCAAGUGAUGCAGGCACUUGACAACUUUGUUGAAUCCAGUCCACACAUUGUGUGGGGCUAUCUGAAAAGGCUGAAACAAUUACGGCAGGCCUUGGAGGCAUCAGACUUCUUCAGAACACAUGAGGUUGUGGGAAGCUCCUUACUGUUUGUGCACGACUGGACAGGCAGAACAGGAGUCUGGAUGAUUGACUUUGGAAAGACUGUGGCAUUGCCGUCACAUGUCACCUUGGACCACCGCACUCCCUGGGUAGAGGGCAAUCGAGAAGAUGGCUACCUCUGGGGUCUGGACAACCUGAUCGAUAUACUGGCAAACAUGCUGCCACCGACCUGAACGCCACUCUAAACGUGUGGAAAUUUACUCUCGAUCCUACCUUCACUGGCGUGAGUGAAUGACUGCAGGUGUGCUGGCUUCUGAAAGGGUUGUGUUGAAUUAUGGGAAUGAACUCUAACUCUUGAAAAAUACAGUAUGAGGGCGUUAAAAAAUGGAGGCUGCGGUUGAAUACAAAAACUCCACUCCUCUUAUCAAAUAAAUUCUUUCCAGAUCAUAUUUCUUUUGAGUGAAAAUGAAGGUAGUUUUACCCUGCAAGAACCAAACACAAUCUCACCAAACCUUACUGUUUUGAGAUGACCUGCUCAUUAUUUCAGGAAACACAUGGCACCAGCAAUUAUAAGACAAAGACAUGAUUGUUUCCUCUGAUAAGCUGUGUCAUUAAAAUGGUGCUAAAACUUU